AUUUAUUUUAAAAGAUAAAUUGAAAUGCUUCAUAAAAAACUUAUUGUUUUGUAUUUAUUACUAUUGUUAUUAUUAAAUAUAGAAUGCAUAGAACCAAUAACAGGGACUAUUUUUGGAGGAAUAGCUGCUAUGGCUGGAAGUGCGAUAUUCUAUAACUCUUUUGAUAUGUUAAAAGAUAAUACAUACUGUAAAUAUGCAGAAUGCUGUAACAGUUAUUCUAUUCCCUAUGAUAUUAAAAAACUUUAUACUUCUCUAACACAUCACGUUUAUGGGCAGCAUCUUGUUCUCGAUACUGUUGUACCUGCCAUACAAGGCCAUAUAUCAUCAUCAUCUCCAAAGAAACCACUGACAUUAAGCUUUCAUGGCACUCCUGGAAGUGGUAAAAAUUAUGUAUCUCAAUUUAUAGCUAAUAGUUUGUACAGAUAUGGAGAAAAGAGCAAAUUUGUGCAUAGUUACAAUGGCGGAUUACAUUUUCCUCUGCAAAGUAAAGUUGACGAAUAUAAGGAAAAAUUAGUAUCUGAUAUUAAAUCAGCUGUGAAAGCAUGUGAUAAAUCUUUAUUUAUUUUUGAUGAAGUUGACAAAAUGCCUGUUGGAGUUCUUGAUGCCUUGAAACCAUUUUUAGAUUACAAUGCUCAUAUUGAUGGAUUGGAUUUCCGGAAAUCUAUUUUUAUUUUCUUAUCUAACAAAGGAACUAAAGAAAUAACAUUCCAUUUGAUUAAGUUAUGGAACGACGGUUUGGAAAGAGAGAAAACAAAGCUUUCUCAUUUUGAGCCACUUGUUAUUAAAGGCGCUUUUGAAGAAGAAGGGGGUUUUAAAUAUUCUUCAAAUAUUAAAAGUGGACUCAUAGAUCAUUACAUACCUUUUUUCCCCCUGGAAAGAAGGCAUGUGGAAAUGUGCAUCAAGGAUGAGUUUUUGAAUCUGGGAAUCAUUUCUCCUCAGGAAGAAUAUAUUGAGGAGGUAUUGAGUUUUGUAACAUAUGGGCCAGAUGAUAAACCUAUCUUCUCAAAAACUGGCUGUAAGCGAAUAAGUCAAAAAGUAGCAGCCAUAGUAACAAGAGAAAAAAUGAAUAAGGAUUAAAUGAAAAAUAAGGAAUCAUAGAUUAUAAUGAUGGUUGGAAA
Ctenocephalides felis (cat flea) is the source of this 1118-nucleotide messenger RNA. Its product is annotated as torsin-1A-like. The record is from RefSeq and is a predicted model, not a curated record. Gene Ontology annotation, biological process: cellular response to misfolded protein. Bases 25 to 1077 code for a protein of 350 amino acids. Gene Ontology annotation, molecular function: ATP hydrolysis activity; ATP binding. The transcript is spliced from 6 exons. NCBI's taxonomy places the organism in Eukaryota, Metazoa, Arthropoda, Insecta, Siphonaptera, Pulicidae.